AUGUGCAAAACCAAAAUGGCCAUUAACGCUUCUACCCCAAAAUCAACCCCACCUUCACAUCAACAACAACGCACAAACCAAACACCAAGAACACCAUCAUCAUCAUCAAAAACACCAUCAAAAGCAUCAUCAAAAACAUCAUCAAAAACAUCAACAAAAACAUCAUCAAACCCCACAAAUCCCAAAACCCCUUCUUUCUCCGACAACCCAUCCACCUCCUACGCCACCACAACAAACUCCACCGGCUUCCGUCUCUCAACCGACACAUCCAUCUCAAGCCCAACCUCCCUCACCACCUUCCGCAACACCCUCCCAGAAAACCCCAACAUCUACGACUUCUCCGAAAUCUGUUCCGCCACAAACAACUUCCUCUCCAAACGCUUCUCCUCCUCAACCCCAUGCUGGCACUGCACCCUCCGCGGCGCUGACGUCAUCAUCUUCCAACGCAAAUUCCGCCGCAAACUCCAAACCACCCAACUCCGGGAGCUUCUCUCUGUCGUCUGCCGUAGCCACCACAUCAGCAUCAUCAAACUCCUCGGCGUCUCAAUCUCCGGGGAACAUAUCUACCUCGUGUACGAAUUCGUUAACGGCGCUAACCUCUCCGAUUGUUUACGUAACCCUCGUAACGUUCAUUUCACAGUUCUUUCUACAUGGAUUUCGAGAAUGCAAGUCGCCACGGAUCUCGCUCAUGGACUUGAUUACAUUCACAACAAGACCGGUUUGAAUUUCAACUUCGUUCAUAACCAUAUCAAGAGUAGCGCGAUCGUUGUUACUGAAUCUGAGUUCAACGCUAGGGUUUGUCAUUUCGGCGCGGCUCAGCUUUGCGGUGAAGCCGUUGAGGAAAACGAAAUCGCCACCAAACAAUUGGGGGAAAACGAAAUCACGGAGGAAGUUAGAUCCAAGGAGUUCAGAACCUCCAACGUUGAAUUCGAAGGUGUGAGAGGUUACAUGUCGCCGGAGUUUCAAACCACCGGCGUGGCGACGCAGAAGUCUGACGUGUAUGCUUUUGGAGUGGUGAUACUGGAGCUUUUAUCCGGGGAGGAGCCGUUGAAGUUUAGGUUUGACGAGAAGAGCCGUGAUUUUGUGAGGAAAUCGGUGAUUGAGUCGGCGAGAGCCGCCGUGGACGGUGGCGAUGGUGGCGUGGAAGGGAAGCUGAGGAUGUGGGUGGAUAGGAGGUUGAAAGAUUCGUUUCCAGUUGAUGUUGCUGAGAAGCUGACACGUGUAGCGUUGGAUUGUGUACACGUGGAUCCGGAUCAAAGGCCUAACAUGGGACGCGUGGCAGGGAAGAUUUCCACGUUGUAUUUGAAGUCUAAGAAUUGGUCUGAUAACAUGAAAUUGCCUGAUAUGUCUUUUUCUUUGGGUCCUAGAUGAGCUCUUCUUAAUCAUAGGUCACAUUUUUAAGAUUUUAGAAAUAAAAAUUGAUUUUUUUUAAUUGAAAGAACAAGUUUUUAUGAUAUGAUAGGAGAGGAAUUGAUUUUGUUGUUAUUUUUUAAUAUUGUAUUUGGAUGAUUCGAUUGUGACUCGAGUUGUGGAAGAUGUAUAUAAAUUUAGUUGAAUUAUGAAAUGGGUUAAUAUAAAAUUAAGUAGCCAUUUGUUUUCUUCCAACAUGCUUCGCUUUCAGAUUUGAAAUUCAAAGGUGGGAUGUUGGAGGAUGGCAAUGAAAAGUGUAUUUAAGUGGAUGACGGCUGAGGCAUUCUUGGUGGCAUUAGCUUAGAUGAGGUGUUGGUGGUUAUGCAUGUUAGUGGAUUUUUUUUUUCAAACAAAAAGGAAUGAUAAUAUAUAACAAAAGAGGAAAAACAAGAACACAAGGAGAUCAAAUCUGUUAAUGAAGAAGUCUAAGUUUAGGGAUACCUUCUUUAUCGGCACAAAAAUUAGUUUCUUUAUAAAUAUGAGUGAUCAUGAAAUCAAUAGUAAUUGUGAAAGUCUGACACUUAAGUCGACGAGGCUUGAUAUUCCACGACACCAAGUUAGAGUUAGAAAAUG
Molecule: messenger RNA, 1983 nt
Organism: Vicia villosa (hairy vetch)
Lineage: Eukaryota; Viridiplantae; Streptophyta; Magnoliopsida; Fabales; Fabaceae
Product: lysM domain receptor-like kinase 3
Exons: 1
Coding region: 1-1371 (456 amino acids)
Biological process (GO): protein phosphorylation
Molecular function (GO): ATP binding; protein kinase activity
Source: RefSeq, a predicted model, not a curated record